This is a messenger RNA of Prunus armeniaca (apricot), 534 nucleotides long. The record is from the annotation of a GenBank genome assembly. Lineage: Eukaryota; Viridiplantae; Streptophyta; Magnoliopsida; Rosales; Rosaceae.
AUGAACACGCCCGCUUGCGGACCCGACCCGGUUUCACCCAACACCACAUACGUCCAAGCCGACCCGGCAACUUUCAGGGCCGUGGUCCAGAAGCUGACCGGAGCACCCGAAGACCCAUCAGCCCAAAAGCUCCCUCUCACCCUCCCAGCACGCUAUUCCAACCCAAAGCCCACCACCGCCACCGAAAUGGGGCCCCGGCGACCCGCUUUCAAGCUCCACGAGCGCAGGCACGCCACCAAGAAGCUAGAGCUCAACCUCAACACGGCGAGCCCAUCCGCCUCAUGUGGGCCCCACGGUAGGCCCAGAGGGUUUGUAGGUUUUGGGAGCCAUCACGAGAUGGUGAUGGUUUCACCCGUUUCGACAUUGGACUUUCUCGCACGUGGGAGCCCGAGGACGCCCGCGUCACCAUGUGAAGAUGAAGAUAGGGCCAUUGCUGAGAAGGGGUUCUAUUUGCACCCAAGUCCUCCGCUAAGUACACCCAGAGGCUCUGAGCCUCCUGAGCUAUUGCCUCUGUUUCCCCUCCAUUCUCCAUGA